AUGGAAAAGACGCAAGUCAAAUGUGUUGGCCUGUAUGGACCACCACAGGCAUCUCAGCGCUCCUCAAGGCUGUGUGUCGCUUUACCGCCUAAGACACAACAUUUGUUUCUUAUUUCUCAUUUAGGAUCUGUGGUCGCCUAUUUCACGUCUGCAAAGUUUCUUCUUUUUCUUGGACAUGCCCUGUCCACUUGGGGAGAUCGUAUGUGGCAUUUUGCUGUGUCGGUAUUCCUGGUUGAACUGUAUGGAAACAGCUUACUCCUGACUGCAGUCUAUGGACUGGUUGUGGCGGGAUCAGUUCUUCUCCUGGGAGCCAUUAUUGGAGACUGGGUGGACAAGAACUCCAGGCUCAAAGUGGCCCGGACAUCCUUGGUUGUACAGAAUGCAUCUGUCAUCCUGUGUGGUAUUAUCCUGAUGAUUGUCUUCUUGUUUAAGACACAGCUGUUGACCUUAUACCAUGGAUGGCUUCUUACGAUGUGCUAUAUCCUGGUUAUCACAGUAGCAAAUAUUGCCAAUUUGGCCAGCACUGCCACAGCGAUCACAAUUCAGAGGGACUGGAUUGUUGUGGUUGCAGGGGAAGACAGAAGCAAACUGGCAGAUAUGAAUGCCACAAUAAGAAGAAUUGAUCAGUUGACCAAUAUCUUGGCCCCAAUGGCAGUUGGCCAGAUAAUGACAUUUGGCUCCCCGUUGAUUGGCUGUGGAUUCAUUUCUGGCUGGAACCUGAUGUCGAUGUGUGUGGAAUAUCUGCUGCUGUGGAAGGUUUAUGAGAAAACCCCUACUCUGGCUCUUAAAUCUGCAAAAGUUGAAGAAUCGGAACUGAAACAGCUGAAUGUAAAGAAAGAGAGUGACAUGAAACCUGCUGAAGGAGUGCAGUUAAUUGUUGAGAAAGAUGUAACUGGCUUUGAGCCCCAACAGGAGAAGGAAGUCAGCUGUGCUGCCCGGAUUGCUGAACCUUUCAUCACGUUUCGUGAUGGAUGGGUUGCAUACUACAACCAGCCAGUGUUUCUUGCAGGCAUGGGUCUUGCAUUUCUAUACAUGACUGUUCUGGGCUUUGAUUGUAUUACUACAGGCUAUGCAUACACUCAGGGUCUGAGUGGCUCUGUGCUAAGCCUCCUGAUGGGUGCCUCGGCAGUCGCUGGAAUCAUGGGAACAGUAGCUUUCACUUGGCUUCGUCGCAAAUGUGGCCUGGUUCGCACAGGCCUUAUUUCUGGAGUUGCUCAAUUUGCUUGUCUGGUUUUAUGUGCCAUCUCUGUAUUCAUGCCUGGAAGUCCUCUGGAUUUGACUGUUUCCCCAUUUGCUGACAUCAGUGCCAGGCUGUUUGAAAGUGAACCAUUAUCUACUAUAGCACCUCUAGAAGAUAAGCCUGAAAUGGUUUUUGCAACUGGAAUGCCCAACUUCUUAAACGGGUCUGCUACUCCUGCUAAUAGUGACCCAGAGAUGAGUCCUGAGCCUGUGCCUUUAAUCUCUGUUAGUCUCCUGUUUGCAGGAGUCAUUGCUGCUAGAGUUGGCCUUUGGUCCUUUGAUUUGACUGUCACACAGUUGAUCCAAGAAAAUGUGGUAGAAUCUGAAAGAGGCAUCAUAAAUGGUGUCCAAAACUCCAUGAAUUAUCUUCUUGAUUUGCUGCACUUCAUCAUGGUCAUUUUGGCCCCAAAUCCUGAAGCUUUUGGCUUAUUGGUGCUGAUAUCUGUGUCUUUUGUUGCAAUGGGCCACAUAAUGUACUUCAGAUUUGCCCAAAAAAGGUUGGGAAGACAACUUUUUAUUUGUUGCACUCCUGAUCCAAAAGCAGUCUCUGACAGUUCACCACCUGGUAACACAUCUACUGUCUGAAAGGAUCCACUUCCCUUACUAGCUUGCUACACAAAUAUCAUGGUUAAACACGUAUGCUGCCUUUUGUGACCCUGUCUAAGGUGUUUCUCUAGAGUUGGAUGUGUAACUUAGCUGUUUGAGGAAGCCGUCCUGAGAGCUAAAAUUCCUCUUACAGUGACCCUGUAAAAAUGUUUCAUGUUUGGCAGAGGACAGCCUAAUUGGGUGUUGAAUUUCUGUUGCUGACCCCCACAGUGAUACUGUGAUACAAAGUCAAUUUGUUCAUGAAUUUUGAACCAAUCUUGUGCUCACUGAGCAAAAAAAGGGUUGUUUUAGUUGCUUCAGGAUAACUUGAUAUACAGUAUUUGGUUUUGUGGGGUUUUUCUGUUUUUCUCUCACAAUGAGCAGUUCUGCUCCCCUAUCUUCUCAAAUGGGUAUAAAUGCCCUUCUUGGAUUCCUGAAGCGGAGUCUUCAGGUUCUGAUGUUUUCCAAAAUACCUUUUUAGUAUUAUGUCUGUUCUGGUUUAACUUUACAGAAACACCUUUGUAGGUUUUUUGCAUGUUUUCUUACAAAUUAGGCGAGUGCUAGGUACAAGAUAUUGUAUUACACUUUUGUUGCACUUCAUAAAGUAAAAUAUAGUCUCAUUUUAGCAGAAGCUAUUGAUGUAACAUUAUACAGCAUGGCUUUUUUAAUUGCAAAAGACAGGUUUGUUGUAGCAGAAAGUGCUAAGGUCAGGAGUACUGGUACAGAAGUCUAGGGCUAACUUAGUUUUUUGCCUCAGUACAAGCAGCUUUAGUUUAUUUUUGGAUACUAUUGUUUUCAGAAGCCCAGUUAAAGCAUGAUGUAUUGGAAAAUUAUUAGUAUUCCAGGCAAAAGAAGUCAAAAAGUGGAUUACUUGCAUUUAUCUGUUUUACAUAUAUGUGAAUUUUGACUUGGUUUGUUCUAAAACACCGCUAAAACAAUGAGACAUUGGACUGUGUGGCCCUCUAAAGCAACUUCAGAGCAAUGAAGAAUGAUACAUCCCUCUGAUUUUCAAGAAGUUCUUAUAUUUUUUUCACCCUGCAUGUGUACUAACACUGUACUUCCAUAGUCAUUAACCGUAUGUGCACUUUUGUGGAGACUACUCUACGUACUUUGCUUUCUCAGUAGAGUUGAACCCAGUAGUAUUCUGAGUUUUCCUAUGGCAUGGCAGUAUGACUUCUAAACUUAAAUCUUUGUAAAAUGUUUGCUUGCAGAAGAAGUAUGCAAAAACGUAUGUCAGCAACUCGUAAAAAGUAUCCUUUCUAAUUUUUAAGGGUUUUUAGGUACUGUUCUUUCACACAGUCACCUGUGUUACCAGACUUCAACCCUGGAAUGUAAGUGUGUGAACUCCAUUGACAUUAAAGGCGUUACACCAGGGCUGAAUCUAGCCCAUUCAUCUUAAAAUUUGUAAUGAUUAUAUUGUAUAUCAAACUAAAGAGAAUGUAAAAAAAAAACCUCUAGUGGCUUUUGUAUCAGACACAGUAUUUUGUAAGUGAAUGAGUGGGAAUCCAAUGUACAACUAAUGUAUUUGUAAGCCCUCAGUAUUCAAUAACUGGAUGUAACAAUUUUUCUCCUCUAAUGGACCAAAACUAAUGAUUACUGCUAUGUUACUGGAAGUUUUCUCAGGGAUGUUUUCAUUAGGUUUAUAAGUCUUUAUACUUUGACCAAGCUUUUGGGUUUUGUUUUUGAUAUAAUAAAGUACAAUAUGUAAAUUAGAGUAGUUUUAAAAUUUGACUCAAUCCUGAGUGUAACUUUUUAAGGAAAAGGGAAUUUUGCCAUCAGUAGAAUUUAAAAGUCAGAAGAAAAUAAAACAAGCUUACCUAGAUUUGUAGAAUAAAUAUGCCCAAAGGAUAGCCGAUACAGUAUAAGUAUACUAGUAAAUAAAAUAUCUCUGCCAAAUAUGCUUUUUCAUGUGUAUCUAGUCUAAAUUGGGACCAGAUUUUGAUAUUGCUGAAUAUAAAUAAAGGUAGCCCGAAUGUCAGUAAAUGCCUCUAUAUUGCACUUUGAUGAACGUCUGAAAGCCACUGUAUAUAUUGGGCUCACUGGCCAUCAGGGAAACAAAGCUGAAAAUGCAGCUUCUUGUGGGCUGUCUAUAGCCUACAGAACCCAGUGUGCCUAAAGCUUAAUGCUAUAGCAGUAAGCACCAGACAUCCUGGAGAGGAUGUAAUCCUUAAGUCUGAAGAGCUCCAAAAACAUAACAGAGCUGGGAGCAGACUGUGUUCCCAUCUAUUCCCAAAGUGUGUGGUUUUUUUUUCCCCAAAGCAGUGCACUCAAAUUGAGUAGCAAUUUGUUUCAUAAAUAGUUCCACUAGAUUAUGUGUUCUGGAUCUCAAGCCAAAAAAGUAGUAUGGGGAGGGGGCUGGACCUUUGUAUUUUGGUACACAUAAUGUUGCUGGGAUUCAUAUGUGCAGAUACACAGCUGGAAGGCAAGACAAUCCUAAAAGAAAGGUGGAUGCUAGCUUUAAGAGAGAUAAGGUCGUCUAAAUUGGAAAUCUAGUAUGUAUUGGUCUGAGUCAGAUGUUAAAAAAUGUAUGCUGCUUGAGCACAACCCAUGUGUGUAUAAGUAUUUAAGAUGUAUGCAGACACCUGUACUGAUUAGUGCUUUGAAGUAAUGUGGAGCCUGAAGUCUUACUUAGCAGGACUUCCAUUAAGUAAGCAUUUUUGGCCUUGUAUUUAUUUAUUAUUUUAAAAUGUGUCCAAUUUGGAUGAAAACUGCCCUUAAAAUAUACGUACUAGAAAUCAAUCCUACCAGAAUAGCAUAUUUUAUUAUACAACCUUAUGCUGGGCAUAGCAUUGAUUUAUGUUUUACUAUUGUUAAAGCUAAUGAAUAAAUUUGCAUAAAAAUUA
This is a messenger RNA of Egretta garzetta (little egret), 4667 nucleotides long. RefSeq names its product solute carrier family 40 member 1 (gene SLC40A1). The transcript is spliced from 8 exons. Lineage: Eukaryota; Metazoa; Chordata; Aves; Pelecaniformes; Ardeidae. Gene Ontology annotation, molecular function: peptide hormone binding; iron ion transmembrane transporter activity. The record is from RefSeq and is a predicted model, not a curated record. Gene Ontology annotation, biological process: iron ion transmembrane transport. Gene Ontology annotation, cellular component: basolateral plasma membrane. The coding region runs from base 1 to 1824 and encodes 607 amino acids.